CUCUCCUCCUGCUCGUCCACACAGUCUCUGGCUCGUCGCUCGUGGAGAGGCACUGUCGCUCCGUUCCUCCGAGGCGUCUCGGCCAGGCGUCUGUGGGCGAGUGCGCAUGUGGUGAUGAGGCGGAGUGCCGGCGUCUUUUCCGCCUACUCAAAGUUAAUCCCUCCAGAAGAGGUGUGGUCACCUCAGCCUCUCAGACCUAGUUGUGGAUCUGUGGUCAGCGCUCUUGCCUCCGGCUCUCUUCUUCUGCUUGACCAGGUCUAGGACCACCACGUCCGUCCAGGUUUGCGGGACAGUACAACUCGGCCCUUUCGCCUGCCCGGGUUUUACGCCAUCUCUCUGGGAUGAGUUUCAACAGUGACAUGGAAGAGGGAGGGGAGGGAAGUAACAGGGAGCCCGAGAGCGCGGAGAUGAACAAGCUGCGGCAGAGUCUGCGCAGGAAGAAGCCCACCUAUGUGCCCGAGGCCAGCAGGCCGCACCAGUGGCAGGCAGACGAGGAGGCCGUCCGCAAGGGAAAAUGCAACUUCGCCGUCCGGUAUCUGGGCCUGGUGGAGGUGGAGGAGUCCAGAGGGAUGCAUGUGUGUGAGGAGGCGGUGAAGAAGCUAAAAGUGAGUGGGAAGAAGACGGUGAAGGCGGUGCUGUGGGUCUCUGCAGACGGGCUGAGGGUGGUGGAUGAUAAAACCAAGGACCUAAUAGUUGAUCAGACCAUUGAGAAGGUGUCGUUCUGCGCUCCGGACCGAAACUACGACAAGGCUUUCUCCUACAUCUGUCGGGACGGCACCACCCGCCGCUGGAUCUGCCACUGCUUCAUGGCUCUGAAGGACUCGGGUGAGCGUCUGAGUCACGCCGUGGGAUGUGCGUUCGCUGCCUGCCUGGAGAGGAAGCAGCGGCGGGAGAAGGAGUGCGGGGUGACGGCCUCGUUCGACGCCAGCCGCACGUCGUUCGUUCGCGAGGGCAGCUUCCGCGUCUCCUCCGCCGGCCAGCAGGGGGACAGGGAGGACCUGAUGAAGCAGCUUCAGGACAAGAAGAAAGUAGAACCGUGCUGCAUUCCCGCAGUGCCGCCAGGCAAUGCCUCGCCACCAGAGGGCGCUGCCACGCAGGUGGACCGCACAGAAAUGGGAGGUCCUCACGUCAUCCCUCGUCGCCACGCCCCUCUAGAGCAGCUGGUGCGCCAGGGUUCCUUCCGUGGGUUCCCCGCCCUCAGCCAGAAGAACUCACCGUUUAAGAGGCAGCUUUCACUGCGCCUCAAUGACCUGCCGUCCACCCUGCAGCGCAAAACCGACUUUCAGACCAAGAACCCAGUCCCUGAGAUGGACCUGACCAUUGCUGGGGAGGCAGACAGUAUCAACGCACUGUGCAGUCAGAUUAACAACUCCUUCACCAAACCCUCGGAGGACCUCUGUGCCAAAGCCACCAGCAACGGCUUACCAGCAUGCACUGUACCGCCCACCAUCCCCCCUCCACCUGCCCCUCUGCAAGCUGCCCCCUCCUGGGUCCAGGCCGAGGCUGUCGCCCAGUCCCCUCCUCCGGUUGCGCAAAGUGGGCACAAGCGUACACCGUCAGAGGCUGAACGCUGGCUGGAGGAGGUGGCGAAGGCUGUGAAGGCCCAGCAGCAGUCUCCACCAACCCUACCGCCUCCACCAACCCUGCCACCUCCACCCACCCUGCCCCCUCCACCAACCCAACAGCCUCCACCAGUUCCCCCCUUGCCCAUGGCUCCACCUGGGUCUCUCCCAACCUCCAUGCAGCCCUUCCCCAUGGCUUUUGACACCACUCCAGCACCUGUGGGCAUGUAUAGUCAGCCACCGCUGCAGCCAUCCUUCGUGCCCAUGCAGGCUUACAUGCCCACCAUGGCCAGCAGCAUGACCUACCCCAAUGCCAGUGUGCCCGUAGUGGGCAUCACCCCUUCACAAAUGGUGGCAAAUGUCUUCUGCAGUGCCACUGGCUCAACCGGCGCAGGUCCAAUGGGGCCGAAGACUGGCACACUAGGGGGAGGAACCUCUGCAUUUCCCAAUUUACCCGGAAGUUUCCCGGCCGCCUCCUUCACCAACCCUACAGUCGUCAACGGGCUCCCCCACAACACACUGCCCUCCACCACCACUACUAUCAUGUCCACCACCAAUGUUACACAGAACGGCACCAGUAUUGCAGGCAGUGGUGCCAACAACAGCUGGACAAAGGAGUGCAUGCAGCAGGCCAGCGAACCAGCCGACACCAAGGAGGCAGAGCGUUUUGAGGCCAAGUGGGCGGCGUUGGAGUCCAAAUCUCAACCCAAGGCAUCCAACCCUUUCUCCAAUGACUUACAAAAGAACUUUGAGAUCGAGCUAUAAUAAGGCCUGUUCUGGCCUGGCUUCACGAACUCCUGACAAGAGACUCCUAAAACGACUUAAUACGUCUCUGUUGCUUUCGCUUCUCCACUUUUUAUCUUUCUGCUUUCUUUCUCUUAGGGAAACUCUAUCGCUCCUGCUCUUUCAACUCGUUACUUUUAAGUAGAGGAUUGUCCGGUUUGUGUUUCGUGUCCAUUUUUCUCUUAGAUCUGGGAAUUGUCUCAAAGUCCCUAAAAAGCACGAUCGCAUCUUGUCAGGCACUUAUGAGUUAGUUUUUUUUAAUAAGCAUUGGCUGGUUUUUCCAAAUAAGUCACAAGGGAUUUGAUCAAAGUCUGCAAGAGGAACAAAAAAUGAAUGAUUAAGAACUGAUUUUAUGAUUGAUUUUAUGAUUUAACUCUUACAGGUGCCCUAAGUUUAAACUAAAUUAUUGGGUUCCAUUGUAUUUUGCAUUGAUCUUCUCAAAUCAAAUUUGCCUAUAAGGCUGUGUUCAGACCGCCAAGCCAAAUCUGAUUAUUAGCAUAUCUAGAAUGUGUCCAGAUUGACUGAUGUUUGAUAGUCUUGACAGCCAAGAAACACAUGAAAUCAGAUUUUUAGAUUGCCAAUUGAAUCCAAUCCACAUUCGGAAGUGUUUCAGACUGUGAUUAUAAUCAGGUUUGUACACGUGUAUCUCAGUAUACCGGUAGUCUGAUCACAGCCUAAUUUAGUAGCGGGGAGAAGAUCUGAGUGAUAUUCAGGAGGUUGGAUAAUCAGAUCAGAUGAGCGCUGUGUGAGAGUGUAAAUAGCAUGUUUUUUCUCUCAUUAUUUAUCGCCCGGUUUCAGUUGACAGUCAGUUAUUAUUCAGCCCUGUGAUUCACCACAGAAGGAUUGUGAUGCCAACUUGCCAGCCUGCCCAAACUGUGGGCACCAGACUGAUCAGCCACGAUUACACUGACCAGUCCAUCAGUCCAAACUCAACCACAGAACUGGUGUAAAGUGGAACUCUGUAGUAAUAUAAAUACACUGCCUGUCAAAAGUAUGAGGACACCAACUUGUUUAAAUAUUGUCCAUAACCAAAUCAAACCAACGUUCAAGCAUUUUACAACAUAUUCUGAGGGCUGCUGGUUUGAAUUCUGGGUCAUGCUAUUUCUCCAUUAGCAGCCAGAGUCUGAGAGAGCAUAGAAGGUCAUGCUGGUUCUCCAUCAGCAGCCAGAGUCUGAGAGAGAGUACAGUAGGUCAGGAUACUUCUCCAUCAGCAGCCAGAGUCUGAGGAAAUACAGUAGGUCAUGCUGCUUCUCCAUCAGCAGCUGAAGUUUGAGAGAGAGAAUACAAAAAAAGGUGUCCGCAGACUUUUCACAGGCAGUGUAGGUGUGGGUUAAACCAACAAUGACAUUCACCUGACACACAUACGAGGCUCAUUAAUCUACAUUUCUAUCAGCUCUGUGAGAUCUUCUUCCUGAGUGAUGGCCAUGCCAGUAGACGUACCGUAGAGGUCAGUAAGGUCAUUUUUGAUUUGAUAUGAAUGAAUUUUUUGAGUUACUUCAGAGCUAAAAGUGACAGAAAGAGCUGAAGCCCAAGUGGAUGUACGAGAAAGUUUUUGAGAAUAGUGUUGAGAGAAUCUAGCGAAGCUAAAGUGUGGGAAGCAUGUUUUGGAGUGUCACAAAUUGAAUUGAGGUGUUUACAGAAAACUUGGUGAAUGAUGAACUGGAUUCAGACCGGACAUCCUGCAAAAGGAUACGCUCGCAUGCUCAAACUAUCUCUUUAACUAUGACUUUUUAAUAAGAAGAGCGAGAAAAGGGAUUGCCGUUUAUUUCUUUUUUGCAUUUCGUACUCAACUUGUAAAAUACAGCAGCAGAUAACGGUCAUUUAUCACAGGUAUGCAGAUAUGUACAGCUCCGAUACGCUCAGAGGAAUUAGUACGAUUUCUUAACGAUAAAAUUUGCAGUGUUGCAGCAACACCACCUAGCCUUACGUUCACACUGGCAGGCGACAGAGCAUCAAGCGAAGCAUCAAGAAACCAGACAUUUUCUUGUAGGACAGGUUUUUCCCUAUCCAAGAGCCACCUAGAAAAAAAAGUCUGCACUGGAUCACAAUAAAAAUCACUGAAAUCUUAUAGCCAAAAUUUGGCAACAUGGCAACAGAUCACAAUCUGAGUUGUGAUUUCACAGCAUAAUGCAACUUAGUUAUGAUGCAGUGACUCGAUAUUGUUAAUCGAUUGGCUAAUCAAGAAUCAUCAAUUCUUUACACCAAUCACAGACACGAGUGUCCGAGGUCCCCACCUUCUGAACGUGUAUGUUCUACCCAUAGACUGUAUAUAAGUAUGGACAAGACGUCCCAUUCACUCUCAUUACGACGUUUUAAAGCCAAAAUAUGACCAAAGUGGAAGCUGCCAUCUUGCGUGCGCUUGCGCAGUAGAGGCAAAUUGGAGCCAGAACUGGCGCGGGGGGAGGUGGGAUGUGUGACCGCCCAAACCCCGCCCUCCCCCUCAAUUGCUCUUUGUGUUUCACCGUAAUUUUCACCAAACAAGUUACUUAACUUAGCUAACCUGAGUUGGCUAACCUAGUUAACUAGUUAGCUAGCGUUAAGUACCUAACGCUAGGUUAAAAACCUAACCUAGAUACUAAAAUUAGGGAGACGAACAAAGUAUGAAUACUAAUGAAUUCACGGGGGGAAAUUAUCCAUUUACUGAAAAACUGCAGAGAACGUUUCCCUGAGGGUCUGUUACAACAGUUAACUGCUGAAAAAGCCAUGGCCACAGUGGCGGUGAGCGUUCACGCUCUCAGAUGACCUGUCAGUCAACUUGCCCUCAGCUGUCAAUCACCACAUCGCCACACCCCUUUAAAUAUCACGGAAUAACUCCUAUAAAACCAGUUAACUGUAAAGAAAAACACUGGGGGUUAUUAACACAGGAGGAGAGCUUGCAGAAUGUACAGAACCCAACGUCCAAAAAAAAAAUCCUGGAUGUGUAAUUUUAGAUUAAAGAUUCCGCCAUCUCUUAGUUAAAUGGAAAUAGGCGGGGUUAAAAGUUGUACUGCAGCCAGCCACCAGAGGGCGUAAGAAAUACAGUGGCUUCACUUUUCAACCCCUUUCAUGCUGUCCAUACUUAAAUACAGUCUAUGGUUUCUACCAUGCAUCUUUGAGCUUAUAUUGGAAUAUUGUUGGUGUGUCUUGCUUGAUAGGUCUUUUUUGCUUGACAGCAACCAAGAAAAGUGUGUACACCCCUCAUAUUUCUGCAAAUAUUGUAUUAAAUAUUUUCAUGGAAAACACUAUAGAAAUGUUACUUGGAUAUAACGUAAAGUAGUCCAUGUGCAGCUUGUAUAGCAAUGUAGUCACACAGCCAUUAAUGUGUAAAUAUUGGCAACAUACCUUUUUUUAAUCGUUGUCCCUCACUGGUGUCAAGUGACUUUGGCGUUACAAGGUCUCAGGUGUGAAUGGGGAGCUGGCCUUUUAAAAUUAGAUAUUUUGGAUUCAGUGCACCUUAUUCACUCCGCAUCCAUGUUGAAAGAAAGCGAGGCUGAGGGGUAUGCUCUUAAACCAGUUCCAAGGCAGAGAGUGAGACGGUAGAUUAUUCACCAGUUUAAAUGACAGCGUCUGUGUGGACAACUAACCUCUCACACCUCCCUCAAUUAAUGGGGAAAGCUGUCAAAAAAGGGCAGAAAAUAAGUGCAAGAUUCCCACGGACUGUUUUACUAAAAGGCUACAGUAACUGGAUUGAGGGUUAUGUGCAGGACUAACUAGGUAAUCGGCUUUGUUUACUGUAUUGAAAACUCGUGUGUUAGCUAGCUUGCUAUCUAGCUAGUUACUAAACUACCUCAGUGAUUGUAUCUGUUCAGGUAAAUAACGUGGGCACAGCAUCCUUCUUCAACUUUCAUCUUCCAACCAAUGUCUUAAAGAAACACUUGUUCAGAACUUACUUUUGUGUCCACAUUAAUCUGUAAUAUCAAAUUAGACAUAAAAUUAAUGUUAACAAACAACGUUAAAUACCAAAUACAGUCCAGCUAAGCAUGUAAGUGUACACUCUUGUAAGACCAGGCUCCCCACAGUAGGAUACUAACUAGCUAGGUAGCUAAUUAGCUAAGCAGUCUACUCUAAAGAGCUAUGUCUUGGCUAACGUGACCCCCCACUCGUUUUUACAUUAAACUGAGAAAAUAACUAGUUCAGGGUUAAUCAAGUCAUAACCUGUGAACCAGGUUUAGCUAGCUUGCUGUCUCUCUGCUAACGUUCAUCUGGCUAGAUUUGCCAGCUGGGUAAUAUUAAUAUUAAUAUGACUAGCCUUAUCUAGCAAGCUAGUUAGCUAGCAGUAACAUGCAUCUUAAAUUAAAAUGAUGAUCUCUACUAAUUUUGUGAAUCCAUUCACAGUGAAGUACAGUAUCUUUGGGGAAACCAGGACGGGUUGAGCUUUAUAAGAUUUCUUUCUUUUUGAAAAAUAAUACAUUUGGGAAUGCAGCAGUGAGGCAGCAUCGCUAUAGCAGUCAGCAGUACAAGGCUAUCUCCGUACCCCGCAGUCUCGUUUUGGUAGAUGAUGGUGAUGUAGGUGAAUAAGGCAUAUUCUCUCAUACUGGCCACUGGACAUUCAACAUGCCACUUCAUGGCAAAGAACUCUCUCAAAAUGUGAGAAAUAGAAUUGUUGCUUUCUGCCAAGUUAUUCCAUGUAAAGAUAUAAUGACAUUUUUGCAGAAAGGCGAGGGGUGUACUUUUUUUUUUUUUUUUUGAUAAUGUAACUUGGUUAAUUAGGCAGCAUGCUAACUGGCUACGCUAAUACACGGAAACACACACAAUAAGAGACUGAUGUUGAAAGACAUGAGCAAUUAUCGUCUGCCAGUGUGAACACAGGGUUAGCUGUUUGUCCGUCCGGAGCAUGAUAACAUUAGAGACGCAUCUACUGGGAAACAAUUUAUAUCUCCAGUUUUUUCACUUUUUUGUGCCAUGGUGUGUUUUAUAACGCUGCAGUUCUCAUUCUGCAGUAAAGCUCCAUGCUCUGUUACUUUAGCUGUUGGUUAAAAUCAGCUCGUCCUGUUCUCGUGCGUGUGUCCGGCCGUGCUGCGUGACCGGACACGACCGGACCAGACCGGACCGGACCGCAGGGUCUGGAGGUUCUCAGUGGAAAGGAUAAAAGCUAGAUGGUCAAAGCCAGACUGCACACUGUGUGUUUCACGACUCUCUGAUAAAUCACAGUAUCUCCCAAUAGUGAGUACAUACCUCACAUUUCUGUGAAUAUUUUAUUAUAACUUUUUUUGGGGAAACACUAAGGUUAUUAAACUUAGAUAUCAUUUAAACUGGUCAGUGUACAGCUUAUAUAUAAGUUUAGAUUAAACUAAAACUCUAAAACUCAACACUUUAAUUUCUAAAUAGCUGCAACACAACGUAGUGAAUCUCACAUAGCGAUUUUUUCACCUAAAAUCUCUGAUUCUUGAACCAGUUUAAUUCAGGCUUAUAAGAACUGUAGUGCUUUUCAGCGAACCAGCCUGCGCUUCCACUAGUUUUAGGUUUAUUUUUAGUGGAACUGUCAAAUCGUCACAUCAAACAUCAUCAACAGAGGGCGCUGCACAGUGGCGUUACUCCUUUACAAACAGACACGCCCACAGUUGUCAUUACAGUUCGUAAUAAAGAACCUAGUAUUCUUUGGUUCCUGCUGUGAAUGAACCUUCCUGGUUCCAGAGCCUACUUUUGUUGGUGAAAACACAGCAAACAGUUCAAAAUUAGGUUUGUGAACCAGAGCAGUGCUGCUUCCAAAUUGUGCCCAGUUGUGUGGUUCUCCCUUUCUGGGGUCAUGUGACUCCCCUUAAAAAACUAGGCCACAUAGUAGUUUUCCAACUCCAGAAAGCAGAAGGUAAAGGUGAUGGAGUGGCCAAGAACUAAACCCAAUUGAGCACAUGUGGGGCAUCCUCAAGCAGAAGGUGGAGGAGCACGAGGUGUCUAACAUCCACCAGCUCUGUGAUGUGAUGUCAUCAUGUAGGAGUGAAAGAGUUUUCCAGUGGUAACCAGUGCAGCUCUGGUGAAUUCUCUAGUGUACUCACUAACUUGUGUUUCAGAUAUGUAGACAUUAAUGUCUGUAAGUUGGGUUAUUUUUCAAAGGAUAUAGGCUGUACACUGACUACUCUAAGUUUUAUAUCCAAGUUCCAUUUCUAUUUUUAUCGUUUCUCAUGAAAAGAUAAAAUACAAUAUAUGCAGAAAUGUGAGGGGUGUGCUUACUUUGGGAUCUACUGUAUCUAAUGAAAACUGAACAGGGCAUUUCCAGCGUAUUCACUACAGUAAUUCAGUUCUACCGCACCGCCGGCCAGUAACGGCUUUACAAAACUGCCGCUGUCAACUUUCCUGACCAACGACUGCGGAUUACAGGGUUAACCGAUGCCAGUUUGGGCGGCGCUGUGGGUUUACUUAGGAAUUCUUACAGAUUCCCCCCAAAACAGAAUGUAUUUGUAAUCAGGUCUUGCAGCUGUUUGCAGGGGAUCAAAUUCAUCUCCCAAGCAAGUUUAUCCUCAGCCUGUUUGCUGAAUCUUCAAUGUAAUGAAGAUUAAAACAAUGAAUUGAUAACAGCUCACAGCCCUGAGCUUUUACUCCACACUUUCCACAAUGAGAAAAAAAAACGUAGGCUUCUUCUUUUUUCGAUAAAUAAGAAAACUAAAUUACCUCAUAAACUUGAUUGUAAACUGUAGGCUAGUGAUAACAAACCAGUGGAGUUUAUUUUUAAUCUUUAUUUACAGAAUUUUGUAUUUAAACCUACAUAUUUGUAUUGUAAUUACAUUGUACAAAGAUAAAUAAAUAAUAUAAUAUUAAAAUUG
Molecule: messenger RNA, 9082 nt
Organism: Astyanax mexicanus (Mexican tetra)
Lineage: Eukaryota; Metazoa; Chordata; Actinopteri; Characiformes; Acestrorhamphidae
Gene: numbl
Product: NUMB like endocytic adaptor protein
Exons: 9
Coding region: 342-2327 (661 amino acids)
Source: RefSeq, a predicted model, not a curated record